This is a messenger RNA of Cariama cristata (Red-legged seriema), 3066 nucleotides long. RefSeq names its product laminin subunit alpha-2-like. The transcript has 18 exons. Lineage: Eukaryota; Metazoa; Chordata; Aves; Cariamiformes; Cariamidae. The record is from RefSeq and is a predicted model, not a curated record. The annotation marks the transcript as partial.
AUGGCACUGUCCGAGAAGGAAGCUGCCAAUCAUCGAAGGUUUGGAUACUGUGUAGAUAAACAUCUGAUGCCGAUGUUUGCUGAUGAUGCCAAACUAGGAGGAGCUGUGGACUCCCUCGAGGGUAGAGAGGCCUUACAGAGAGAUCUGGAUAGACUAGGGAGCUGGGCAAUCGCCAACCGUAUGAUAUUUAACAAGAGCAAGUGCUGCAUUCUGUACCUGGGAUGGGGUAAUCCUGCUUAUACAUACAAAUUGGGGGACGAGAGGCUGAAGGGCAGCCCUGCAGAAAGAGAUCUGGAGGUUUGGGUUGAUGGGAAGUUGAGUAUGAGCCAACAGUGUGCCCUGGCAGCCAGAAGGGCCAACAUCAGACUAUUAGAGUGUGUCCAGAGGAUGGUAGCAGCUGCUGGAGGACAUCUGAAAUUUAUAGUUUCCUAUGACUUCACAGAGGAAGAUGAGACAGUUCAUUUGAUGGUUCAAUCUGAUGUCAUCAUAGAGGGAGGUGGCUUGAGAAUCAGCACUCCAGAAGGGGGGAUUCACCUGCAGCCUUACGAAGAGCAUACUGAAGAAAUUGUGCUGAAACCAGAAUCUUUCUCUGUGCAUGGCACUGAUGUUCCAGUCAGCAGGAGGGAGUUCAUGACUGUCCUUGCAGACGUGAAGAGGAUCCUCAUAAGAGCCACCUACAGCAAUGGGAUGAAUGCCAUCUACAGACUAAGAAGCGUUAGCAUUGAAGCUGCUGACCACACUUCAACGGGGAGAAAGGUGGCAUCUGCAGUGGAGUUAUGUGACUGUCCCCCGGGCUAUGAUGGUACCUCGUGUGAGUCUUGCUGGCCUCGACACAGGCGUGUGAAUGGCACAAUUUUUGGUGGAGUCUGUGCACCAUGUAGAUGCUUUGGUCAUGCAGAAUGGUGUGAUGAUAUCACAGGAGAAUGCCUGGACUGCAAACACAACACAGGUGGUUCAUAUUGUGAUAGAUGUCUCCCUGGCUUCUAUGGUGAUCCUACUAAAGGGACAGCUGAAGACUGUCAGUUGUGUGCCUGCCCCCUAAGUGUACCUUCUAACAAGUGUGCAGAAGGCUAUUUUGGACAACCUCUAAUACCAGGAGGAUCGUGCCAGCCGUGCCAGUGUAAUGACAAUCUUGACUUCUCCAUUCCUGGCAGCUGUGACAGCUUGUCUGGUGCUUGCCUGAGAUGUAAGCCAGGUACAACAGGCCAAUAUUGUGAGAGGUGUGCUGAUGGAUAUUUUGGCGAUGCUCUUGAUGCAAGGAACUGUCAACCCUGUCACUGUCACAUCAAUGGCUCCUUCUCAGAGAUCUGUGACUCUCGGACGGGCCAGUGCGAGUGUAAAGCCAAUGUGAUCGGCCGCCGGUGCGACGUCUGCAAGCCCAGCUACUUCUGGGCCUCAGAAAAGCUGUUUUGUAUACCCUGUGGCUGCAAUGCUUUAGGAUCCAUGUCACUGCAAUGUGAUAUGUCAGGAAGAUGUAUCUGCAAAUCGGGAUUCAUGGGCAGACACUGUGAAAUCAGCAGACAGGUGCCUAAAUUGAAAGAGAAUGCAGGAAGCAGCCAGCAGAUCCGAGUCCCCGCGCGGAGAUGGGGCACGGGCAGUGCCAGUGGGUGCCCACGGGGUGCUUACCGGCCUGCUACUCUGCCUGGAACAUUUGGCUUACAGUCUUCAAGGGGAUGUGUGCCCUGCAACUGCAACUCCUUUGGUUCCAAGUCCUUCGACUGCGAGGGAGAUGGACAGUGCUAUUGCCAGCCCGGAGUGACGGGAAAGAAGUGUGACCGCUGUGCUCAUGGAUUUUACAACUUUGAAGAAGGAGGCUGUACUCCCUGUGAGUGUUCACGUUUUGGUAAUAACUGCGAUCCCAUCAGUGGCCGCUGUAUCUGCCCUCCCAAUACUGUUGGAGAGAUGUGUGACAAAUGUGCACCAAAUUACUGGGGCCAUGACAUUGUCAGUGGCUGCAAGCCCUGUGACUGCAGCCUUGUUGGAGCCCUAAGUUCUCAGUGUGACCUAAAUACAGGCUGUUGCUUCUGCCGCCCUGAAUUCUCGGGGGAUAAAUGCACUGAGUGCAGGUUGGGUUACUGGAAUUAUCCACAAUGUGUUGCUUGUCAGUGCUUCCUGGCAGGGACUGAUCCACAGAGCUGUGAUACAGAGCUGGAGAAGUGCUCAUGCAUUGAUCACACUGGCCAGUGCAGCUGCAAGGCCAAUGUGGAAGGUGUCCACUGUGACAGGUGUAAGUCUGGUACAUUUGCUCUCUCUGCCAGAAACCCACUUGGCUGCAGCAGUUGCUAUUGCUUUGGCCUCACUACACAGUGCAGUGAGGCGAGGGGGCUGAUUCGCGUGUGGGUGACCUUGAAGCCAGAGCAAAUGAUUCUGCCACUGGUGGAUGAAAACCUUCAGCGCAGCACACUUUCAGGGGUUGCAUUCCAGCCUCCUGAAAUAGUAGCAAAUAUAGAACAGGUGAUGCAGGAUCUUCGGUCAGAACCUGUUUACUGGAGACUUCCAGAGCAGUUUGAGGGACAAAAGCUGACUGCUUAUGGAGGGAAACUGAAAUAUGCAAUCUACUUUGAAGCACGAGAAGAGACAGGUUUUACUACUUACUACCCGCAAGUCAUCAUAAGAGGUGGGCCUCCCACCCAUACACGAAUUAUUGUCCGGCAUAUGGCUGCCCCUCUGAUUGGGCAGCUGACAAGGCAUGAGAUAGACAUGACAGAGCAUGAAUGGGAAUAUUACAGUGAUGACCAAAGAGUCAGAAACACUGUGCGCUGGGAAUAUUAUCAUGAUGACCCAGGUUUCAACAGGACAGUGUCCCAGCCAGAUUUCACCUGGAAACAUUAUGGAGAUGACUCAAGAUCAAGUAGAGUUGUAUCCCGGGAAGACUUCCUGAAUGUGUUGUAUGAUGUUCAUUACAUUCUUAUUAAGGCUACUCAUGGCAAUAUCAUGAGACAGAGCAGGAUUUCUGAGAUCUCAUUGGAAGUUGCUGAAGGUGGCACUGUAUCUCGGAUGACUCCUCAGGCUUACGCGAUUGAGAAAUGUGACUGCCCAUUGGGUUAUUCUGGUUUGUCUUGUGAG